UAUAACACUUGUGUUUAUAUCGACACAAACCAAAAUAAAAUCUUCCGCUUUCUUUUUCGGUUGUCGUUUGAGAUAAACGCACGUAAACCUUGAACUGAACAUAUUGAAAUAACACGGAUAUUGAUGUCGCUUUGAUGUACCUGUUAUGUUUACUAUCUUUAUAAGUAAUAUGUGAUUUAGGUUCGGACAGCUGAUUGGAUAUUUGAUUUACUGUCUUCCUGAUGAUGUUAUUUCAUAUCUCCGAUAUUAUUAUCAUUAACUUUUUUGGAUGUUUACAUUUUUACAGGCGUUUUAAAGUGAGGUUGAGCUUUUGAGUCGUGUGAUGGUUUAACCAAAUUGAUUAUGCUAAUCAUUUGAACAUAAAAGUUACAGAAAUUUAUAAAUAAGCGUGUUGAAAUAACAACGAUGAAUUGCGUAGUAACUACAAUACAUUUGGAAUAGCGUUGUGAACGGUAGUGCAGCGAUGAAUUUUAACAUCAUUUUUUAGGUCAAGGUGUUUGGUAAUUGUAAUAUAACACGUUCGAACAAUACGUUGUUUUGGAUUCAAUUGUACAUUUUAACGUAGCGGUUGAUUUUAGAUAUAAAUCAUGAAGAUAACUAAUGAUUCGAAGGAUAGCAGAAACAUAAAGUAACAAGUACUAGCCAAAUAACACAUGGAUUUAAAUUUAUGACGCUGUGAAACACUAUGGAACAGGUAAAUCAGUUGACAUUGCUCAUGACCAUUCUACUUCCGACUCAGUGCGAGCACAACACACGCUUCUAGACGCAAUGGAGGCCCCACAUGAUGCUGAUAUAUAUAUUAAGACUGAGGAUAAAGCAGCCUCUGUAGAACGCGCUGACGUUGGAACAAACUAUGAUGCUGUUGACACAGUUUCUGUUGAAGGUGACAGUGUGACUUCAGUUACAACCAUGGAAGUAGACUAUACAAUUCUAGACGACAAAGGGGUCCCUUCGGACAAUAAUUUAUAUAGUACGACAAGUGACCCAGGGGAAGACGUUGAUAUCUCUGAAGCUCUAACAAAUCAUGAACACAAUGAAACACCUGUAACUGUACACGGCAGUGUAGUUUCUAAUACAACCAGUGAGCUGAACACAGGUGUAAACGACACUGAGUUUACAAGUGAUAUGAACGCUUCCACCAAUAAACCAGACAGACACCAAUGCCCUCCCGGAGAGGACAAUAUGGAGUCAGGCAUUGCUUCCAAUCCUCAAAGCGUUUCUUGUCAAUCUGACACUGUCAAGGUUACGGCGUCUGAUCCCAAGGAAGACACUAUCUAUACAAAUGGUGACCAAUAUGAUGCCCAACAACGUGAAAGUGAACACGACAGCAGUGUAGCCGAUUUUGUAGCAAACCUGACUAUCGACGGAGCGUUUGACUGGCUCGAUGAACGUAACAUCGAUCAUGAUCUGAACUCUUUGGAUGAAAUGAGGCUUCUUAUUAAGAGAAUGAUCAUUCAAGAGAGAAAUAAAGCACUUACUACAAAACAUAACGUACAGCAAUCGCUUGAUUCCGAAAUGAAUGAAAUACUCAUACGUGAUCGCCAAAUGAAGGAUGAUCUAGCUGAGUUGUACACCACCAUACUAGACUUUGUCGGACAUUUAACUAAAGAUCUUCAGACGUCCCUAUCGGAAUUAUAUGGGGAUUAUGUUUCUAAAAUGUCCAAAUACAAAAAAGACCUAUUGGAGGCCGAAUGUCCAAUUGUUGUUGCAGGAGAAACAAGUGCCGGCAAAAGCAGCUUCCUGAAUUUGCUGUUGGGAACUGAUGUGCUUCCGUACUCGUUGCUGUGCGCGACGUCAACCAUUUGCCGCGUGCACCCUAUUGCGGCAGACGCCGAACGCUACUACGUGGUACACAAGGCAGACGGCACGGAACACAGGCAGACGAUCCGAGAACAUGACGUGGAAGCGUUAGAGAAGUUGAAACAGGAAGUGACGCACCGAGAUGCUGGAACGGAUUAUAAAUGUGUUGAUAUAUAUUGGCAACUGCCGCUGCUCGGGAACAACUCGCAUGUGACAAUCGUGGACACACCGGGCGUCGGUGAGUGCAAGCUGCUGUCCGAGAAACUGUUCGAGUACCUCCCUAAGGCGGCAGCCUUCAUCUAUGUGCUCAACAGCGCCAACUCCGGCGGAGUCCAGGAGGAUAGGCUGGUGACGAUCUUCAAUCGCCUCAAGCUGGAGGAGGCUAAGGGCGGUCUGUUCAGUUUCGAUCCCAGUUGUACCAUGUUCGUGUGCAACAAAUGGGACAUCGUGGAGGAGCGGGAGCGGAACCAGCCCGGCUCCGAGGCGCAGGUCUGGCAGGACACGGUGGACAAACUAAAGAAGCACCUACCGGGAUUCUCCUGGGACAGAUAUAUGUACAAAAUGAGCACCACUGAGGCAAGCAGAUACAUCACUUCCGGUAUCGGCUACACGGGACGGUAUGCGGCGUUGAUGGGAGGGCUGCAGAAGCUGAUCUUGUCGAGCCUGACGGGCAACGCCAACAUACACUACAGGUGGAUAGGCAACUUUCUCGAGCAAAUACGGAAGUAUGUGGCGGCCCGCGUGAAUCGUGCUCGUGCAACAGAAGUGGAGAAGAAACGCAUGUUCGAAGAAGUGAACACUCGUCUGGCGAGACUGAGAGAAGACGCAGGCCAUGUGAAGAAGAGAUUGCGAGAAUUUGCGCUGGUCAGAUGUCGCAAUCUUGCGAGUUCUCUCUUCGCGUAUUUACACAACCCCGAUGUACAAGCUCGGAUUAAACUCUGGACAGAUUUGCAGGCGCCGGUUAUCGAAGCGGACGAUUUCGACGCGACGAAACUUAAAGGAGAGCGUAUGAUACAAGCCCGAAUAAUGGAUGAAAUCACAAAGUGGGAAGCUGGUAACCAAAUAGUGAAGACAGUCCAGAACGAGCUUACACACGAAUUUAAGCUUGAAUGCAAGUUACUGACGGAAGAGUGUACUGAUAUUCAGAACCUCAUAGAAGGCGAUAUAAUAACUCCAGAGAGAAGAUUGUCAGAUUUUGGGAAACAGAACAUUGAAGUGAAAACCUCUGUAUUUACCACAAGUGAAAAGGUGAUUCUGAUUGUGGCUGCUCCACUAUGGAUCCCCGUGGUUACAGCCGCCUCGUUGUUGUUCCUUCCGGUGGGGGUUGGGAUGCUUAUAAAACAGACCGUUCAGGCAAAACAGCAACGAAAGGAAUACACGAAAGAUAAAGCGAAGUACAUGACAAUAUGGACAGAACAAGUCAUCGAAGAUUUCUUUAAAGAGUCGGUCAUUGACAAGUUUAUCUCAGAAACGUACAUGUCAUUGUUUGAGAGGAAAAUAAAGGAUCUUUGCGAAGAAACUAUUCCGGCACAGAUUAAGGCGGACAUUCAACAAGUGGAGCAAAUACAGCGAGACCGGCGGUCGUCCAAGACAAUAACCCGAGAAUUUAAGCCUAUUCAAAUCACGCUGCAGGACAUCAUUGGACAACUCAAACUAUACGGAUUAAAAUUCGUCACGAAAGACUUAAUCGAUGUAGCGCAGAUUCGACGAAUCCGUGAAAUUGGAAAGGGCAGCUUUUCCACAGUGUACUCGGCGCUGUAUCCGGCCACUGGAAAUUGCAGAGAAGUGGCUCUGAAGAUCCUAACGCUGCGCUCUGCAGACUUAUACUCGCAGCUGACCGAAUUGGAGUGCCUAAGGAAACUCAAACAACAUGAAAACAUCGUAGAGUUCAUCGGUGUUUGCUACUCUGAUAGAAUGCCUGCGAUCACUGAAGGGGGCAGUCUGGAAACCAUGAGUCAACACAGACUCAUGUUCAUGUUUGAAAUAUGUGACCAGUCAUUAGAAGACUUCAUCUUCAAAACGCAACAUCUACAAUGCGGGCACUACGACUCAAAAGAUCGACCGACCGAAGCCCUGGAUUUCUAUGUGAAAGCAGGGGUUGGCAUAGCCAGGGGACUGGCUCACAUUCACGCCAGCAACUUUGCUCACAGGGAUCUUAAACUAGCCAAUGUCCUGAUGAGCAAAGGGGUGGUCAAAGUGUGCGACUUCGGCUUUGCCAAACACGAGACGGACUUAUCUGGCACAUACACAGGUACCCGUACACACAUGUCACCGGAAAUACUCUCCGGCAAGCCGUAUACGAAGAAGACAGACAUGUACAGCCUCGCUAUAGUUCUCUGGGAACUUUGGUAUGGAAGACACGCGUAUUCGGAAGACACUUACGAUACUUUUGACGUCGGGACCCUGCUAGAUGCCAUAAAGGAAGGGACCCGCCCAAACUGCAGAGAAAGAUACGCCAUACCAUCUAACCUUGUUCAGUUGAUCGAGAGAUGUUGGGAUGGCAAUCCAGACGUACGACCAACCGCAGAGGAAGUGACAACAGAUUUACAGAUUGUGUUUAAAACCAGACACUCUACAUGAAUAAUGUUAUAAGAUGGUUCAUUAGAGAACAUGGAUUGAGCAAUGCAACUACUGAUGAUCUAUUGAAGUUUGUCGUCAUCGAUAUAUUUGGCUCAGUAUCACUGAACGUUAUCUUUGAAAGAUCCCGUACUACAUGUGGCAAAGAACGUCUGCGUAUGACACGUAUACAAUCAUGCGUACAAUCAUGACAAUGUAAAUACACAAGACAAAAUAAAGAACAACUGUACACUGCUUUGAACCGUUGUAUUCGAAGUAACUUGUACUUCAACGCGAACACCUAUUUCAGUAUGUGCAUGAGCAACUCGGACGAACCAACAGGACGCAUCUUAUUAUAUAAAUUGGACCGUGCUCUGAGAAAAAGGGGUUACAUGCAUGUGCGUAAAGUGUCGUCCUAGGUUACGUCACUUUCCGCUUUCAUGAUUUUUGUUCGUUUAAAGAAAGUCUCUUCAUAGCGGAAAUCCAGUUUAGGUGGAAAUUUUGGUCCAUGAUUAGCCUGUGCGGAUUACACAGGCUAAUCUAGGACAAACUUUACGCACAUGCAUUAAACCCCAUUUUCACAGAGAACAUUAUUAUUGUUAAUGAAGCAAUUACUCUUUGGUCUACUGAGUAUGCAGGCACAACAGGUUUGUGGGUGAUUCAUUAACAGAGAUUUAGUAACAAAUGUCAUAGUCUAUCGCUUUAAUAAAUGCAUUAUUCGAAAUGUUAACUCCACAAUAUAGUACAUAAUGCACUUGGAGACUUUUCUAACGCAACACUUUUCAAACUUGAAUAUCUCAUGUAUUAGUAAAGAUUUUGAUUUAAAAUUGUACAUGUGAUCAGUUGACUACAUUCUGAGCAAGCUCGAAAUAAAAUCAUUCAUCCCUGAGGACCAGACACUUAAGCACGUGGAGUAUGUAUGGUGUCAUAUGUUUUUCACGUGGGAAUGGUGAAACGCCAUAUUAUUCUAAAUUUAUUAUAAUGUCACCAUUUUAGGUGGGUUCUUACAUCAGAAAAACAUCAAAUUACUUAAAAAAAUUGGCUCAUAUAAAUAUUCAAGAGCAUAACCGCGCAUUUUGGCGCAUUGCAUGCUACAUGUAAGUGUAUUUGAGACUUUCCAACGCAACACUUAUCAAAAUUAAAUAUCUCACUUAUGGCGUGUCAAACGUUUCAAAAUUCAAAGUUUUCAUAUUUAUGUGGUAUAAUUAUAUAUACAACAUAUAUAUGUUAAAAUCCUAUAUAAUGUAUGGCCUAUAUAUGUUGUAUAAUUUCAUAUUUAUGCUCGAUAUUUUCAUAUAUAUGUUCUAAAAGUCCAUAAUAUGUAUGCAAUAUUUUGAUAUAUAUGUGGUAUAAUGCCGAUAUUCGUGUUGUACAAUUUAAAAAAUAUUUGUGUGUUAUAAACUUUCAUAUUUGUGUGCAAUAAUUCCAUAUGUUUGUUGUAGCCUGCAAUUGACCAAAAUGCGCAGUUGCGCCUCUGAACAUUCAAAUUAGCCAUACAUUUUUUAAUUAAUUAAUAAUGUUUUACUGGUGUAACAACACACCUUAAAUGAUGAAAUUGAAAUAAAUUUAGAAUAAUAGUGAGUUUCACCAUUGCCUUGUGCAGAAAGAUGAAGCCAUACAUACCCCACCUGCUAAAGCGUCCGAUCGUCACGCAUGAAUAAUUUUAGCUUGAGAUUGCUCAGAAUAGUCAAAUGAUCACACGUACAAUGUUAAAUCAAAAAAUUUGCUCACAACUGAGAUAUUCAAGUUUGAAAAGUGUUGCGUUAGAAAUGUCUCCAAGUGUAAUGCGGGUAAUUUCUUUUUUAUUAUUUACAAAAAAGAAUGCAACCAUGUAAAGGCAAUAUAGUUCUUUUGUAACAUUAUUUUUUGUCGUACAAACGCAUGUAAGUAGUCGUAAUAUCGGUGUAUUGGUUAUUGUGGCAUUAUACAAGUUACGAAAUUUUAUGAUAUACAUUAUGAUUUAUAGUUAAUACUAUUACUUAAGUGAAAAAACACACCCGAUCUUCAAAACUACCUCAUUUGCAUCUAAGCCUCGCAUGAUUUUACUUAAAUUUUCUAGUGGCAUUUCUAACUUAAAAUAAAAUGUUUUUUUUGUUUGCAUUUUUUCGACAUGCAUACAAAAACAUUGAACACGUGCAUUUAAUAAGUACAGAUGGACGUCAAUAUUUGGAGAAUUGUGAGAGAACUUAUGAGGUAUGUCUGAGAAGAAUGUUUCUCAGAAUACAUUAUAACAAUUUUUUAUAAUUGAAACAACUUUUGCCAAUUGUCAAUUCACAAAAAUCAUGUUGUUCUUAUUUGUUGAGAUGAUGCUUUAUUAUAUGAGUUCACAUAAAGGUCGCAUACAAUUAUUCACUGAGCUUUGGAAUAUUUAUGUGUUGUUAACCGGCUCUAUGGUUUUAGAAACAGGGGGACUUUGUGAUCUUUCCUAUUUGCUAUAUGUCUUGUUUUCAGUUCCUGAAAAUAAUUUGUCUUAUGUAUUUCAAAAAUUAAUCGUCAAACAUAAAAUAAAUGUUCAGCGCUGAAGAUCAAAUAUAUGCUAUAACAUUCUUUAUGUUGCCGUAAAUUCACGAGCAGGACUCGAUGCUAUUUCGGUCAUCUUGUUUUUAAAUUUUCCAUUUUAUGGUUUGGAACUUUUGUCCUUGUUUUAGUAUAUAUUUCAAAACCAUUCGUGUAACAGCAUGCAUAUAGUGUCCAAUCAUAAUUUAGUCAGACUUUGAUUGCCGCUUUACGAACGUUAAAUAUCCUUCAACCAUUGUUUUGCACACUGAUUAGUUGUAACUCUCAUAUAUUUAGUCGUCAUGCUUCCGUAUAUCAUGUCAUUUUCAAAUAAAAUAUGAAAAUAACA
Dreissena polymorpha is the source of this 7201-nucleotide messenger RNA. RefSeq lists its product as uncharacterized. Gene Ontology annotation, biological process: protein phosphorylation. NCBI's taxonomy places the organism in Eukaryota, Metazoa, Mollusca, Bivalvia, Myida, Dreissenidae. Gene Ontology annotation, molecular function: ATP binding; protein kinase activity. The record is from RefSeq and is a predicted model, not a curated record. Bases 769 to 4380 code for a protein of 1203 amino acids. The transcript has 13 exons.